Molecule: messenger RNA, 674 nt
Organism: Cariama cristata (Red-legged seriema)
Lineage: Eukaryota; Metazoa; Chordata; Aves; Cariamiformes; Cariamidae
Gene: PSMB2
Product: proteasome (prosome, macropain) subunit, beta type, 2
Exons: 5
Biological process (GO): proteasomal protein catabolic process
Cellular component (GO): proteasome core complex; cytosol; proteasome core complex, beta-subunit complex
Molecular function (GO): peptidase activity
Source: RefSeq, a predicted model, not a curated record
AUGACCGUGGCUCUUAAUGUUAUUUUUCUUUGACUAGACCAUGACAAAAUGUUUAAGAUGAGUGAAAAGAUCUUACUGCUGUGUGUUGGGGAAGCUGGAGACACUGUACAGUUUGCAGAAUACAUCCAGAAAAAUGUUCAGCUCUACAAAAUGAGAAAUGGUUAUGAAUUGUCUCCCACUGCAGCCGCGAAUUUUACACGACGAAACUUAGCUGACUAUCUUCGGAGUCGAACCCCUUACCAUGUCAACCUUCUCUUGGCUGGCUAUGAUGACCACGAAGGUCCUGCGCUUUAUUAUAUGGAUUACCUUGCGUCUCUGGCUAAAGCUCCUUUUGCAGCACAUGGAUAUGGUGCAUUCCUUACCCUCAGCAUCCUUGACCGCUAUUACAAACCAAGUAUCACACGUGAGGAAGCUGUGGAGCUCCUAAAAAAAUGUCUAGAGGAGCUUCAGAAGCGCUUCAUCCUAAAUCUGACUUCUUUCAAUGCCCGGUUCAUUGACAAAGAUGGCAUCCAUGAAGUGGACAAUAUACCCCUUCCAAAAGCGAUGCCCUAACCCCUGAGAUCUUUCUUCAGCAGUGGUCUUUUUUUGUUCACUUUUUUCUAUUCAUUUUGAAGCACACAAGUCAUGUACUGCACUGGGAGAUUGAAUAAAGAUUGACAUUUAUAUAGCCAGUU